Epithele typhae is the source of this 1167-nucleotide messenger RNA. RefSeq lists its product as uncharacterized. Lineage: Eukaryota; Fungi; Basidiomycota; Agaricomycetes; Polyporales; Epitheliaceae. The transcript is spliced from 8 exons. The record is from RefSeq and is a predicted model, not a curated record. Bases 1 to 1167 code for a protein of 388 amino acids.
AUGUCUGUCGCGCUCACGGCUGUCGUCGCCCGGGCUCGCGGACUGCCUCUUGCCGACCUCAUCCGCAUACUCUCGGCUCAGUCGUUCAAAUUCGCGCCCAAAUUCCUCAAAUACUGCUUCUUCCUUCUCUUCCUGUUCCAAUUUCGGUCGUGGCCAUUGGCAUGGCACUUCUUCGUGUGGCGACCUGUGUUCAAGCUGCGCGGCCAUUAUCGCUUGACGCGCCUGUUGUACACCUUUUCUUCUGCCAAGGUCCGCCAGCAGAAGAUGGACGAGUGGAUUGAGAGCCUGUCUCAUGUUGGGGUGAACCCUUUCGAUUUAUUGGUUGACUUCAAGACGUGGGCUGGCCCUGAUGAUUGCGACUACAACCUGCACCUCAGCAACUCCUCUUACCCCAAGAGGCUUGAUGCAACCCGGAUGAAGCUUGGGCUCCAGCUCUGUCCUACCCUCUUCCGCGUGGGUGGCUGGAUGGGGCUUGGAGCGACCCACUUCACGUUCCUCCGCGAGAUCCCCAUGUUCUCGAAGUACGAGAUGCGCACUAGCGUCAUGAGCUGGGACAACAAAUGGAUGUACAUCGUCACUCGCUUCGUGACCAAGCGCAAGAAGGGCGGCAAGCACUCGUCCGCGAAACUCCCCUCAAACGCCCGCGCCAUCGACACCGCGCCCUCCGCGUCCGUGCACACCGCGAACGGGCUCACGACCGGGUCCUCGACGCCCCUCGCCGCGCCCAUGAGCGCGCAGGCCGCCGCGGCGCAGCUGCUCGAGCGCCCCGAGCCCGACGGCGCGCUCAUCAACUGCCUCGCGGUCUCCGAGGUCGUGUGCAAGGUCGGGCGGAUCACCGUCCCGCCCGCGCUCGUGCUCGCCAUCGACGGCUUCUGCCGCGGGCCCGCCGCCACGUCCGCCGCCGCCACCGCGCCGUACUCGCACGCGAACCCGCCGCCGCACUGGGCGCACGUGCAGAGGCUCAUCGGCAGCGGGGCCGGGCUCGACGACAAGCGCGGGCUGAGGGCGCUGCGGGACUUUAUGGCGGCCGGGUGGCGUGAGGUGCCGGAGGGCGAGCGGUGGUGGGAGGACGCGAUGGCGGGCGAGGUCGAGGAGCGGCGCGUGCGCGGGCUGGGGUGCAUGCAGGCGGUGAGGAACGGGAUGGAGGAGGCGCGCACUAUUUUGUGA